This is a messenger RNA of Acanthochromis polyacanthus (spiny chromis), 3743 nucleotides long. RefSeq names its product alkB homolog 4, lysine demthylase (gene alkbh4). The transcript is spliced from 3 exons. NCBI's taxonomy places the organism in Eukaryota, Metazoa, Chordata, Actinopteri, Pomacentridae. Gene Ontology annotation, molecular function: oxidoreductase activity; actin binding; demethylase activity. Gene Ontology annotation, cellular component: midbody; contractile ring. The record is from RefSeq and is a predicted model, not a curated record. Gene Ontology annotation, biological process: oxidative demethylation; actomyosin structure organization; protein demethylation. The coding region runs from base 40 to 843 and encodes 267 amino acids.
UGUUUUAUUUCCAGUACAUGAAGAAGAUGCAGGAAGGUGAUGAUGAUGAUGGCUGCUGACAGCAGUGACGGUGCGGCUUCUUGUGCUUGUAAAGGCAUCCGACGGUGUCUCAUAUGUGAAAGCUUUAAGGGAAAAGUACAGCUGGAUGCGACAGAAUCAAAGAUUGUGCAUCAUUUUGUCUACAAUCCUGAAUUGAGGCUUGCUGUCUCCGAAGAUGGUUCUUCUGACUCCUUCCCCUUCCCUGGUGUCUUCCUGUGGGAGGACUUCAUAUCAGAGAAGGAGGAGAAGGAGCUGAUCAACACAAUGGACCAGGACCAGUGGAAUCAGUCCCAGUCUGGUCGAAGGAAACAGGACUUUGGGCCUAAAGUGAACUUCAAGAAAAGGAAAGUACGUGUCAGCACCUUCAGUGGACUUCCUGCUUCGAGCCAGAAGCUUGUCCUCCGGAUGCAGCAGGAGCCGACCCUCACAGGCUUCCAGCCGGUGGAGCAGUGCAACCUGGACUAUGAUCCUGAGCGGGGCUCGGCCAUCGACCCGCACCUGGACGACUCGUGGCUGUGGGGGGAGCGGCUGGUCACCGUCAACAUGCUGUCCAACACCACGCUCACCAUGUCUCUGGAGGACGUCCACGUAGCGGUACGCCUUCCUCGCAGGAGUCUGGUGGUGAUACACGGAGAAGCGCGGCACCAAUGGAAACACGCCAUCCACAGGGAGGACGUUCACCAACGCAGAGUGUGCAGCACCUACAGGGAGCUUUCUGAAGAGUUCCUCCCUGGAGGACAGCAGGCGGAAAUCGGAGCUCAGCUGCUGGAUAUUGCUCUGAGCUUCAGAGGAAGUCCAGUAUAAUCAAACAAGAGCUGGGAGUCUAGAUGACCUGGACAUGUCUUGAACUGUGAAGAAGUGUCUGUUGGAGGACUGAAGGCUUCUGUGCUGGAACUGCAUCGCCUCCUCAGGAUGUGUGUGCAACGAUAAGUCAGAAAUCUGCUCCUUAAGUAGCACUGUGAGGUUCUGUAUUGUCCUAAAUUACAUCAAACUGCAGUUAUGUAUUAAAUAAUAGACGGGUGCGCUGUGAAGCAAGAGUAACAGCUUCAUGAGGCAUUUAAAGUUUUCAGCGUUACAAAUGUGCCUCAACCUGCCAGAUUUCUAAGGUGAUUUAUGCUGUGGAGCUAGAUCUCCAUGGUAACUGAUGCUGCCCAGCUAACCAGAGAAGCCAUUUCACCACAUUCAGGCUUUCUUUGUGUGACUCGACUCGAUAAAAACUAAAACCUCAGUCAGAGUUAACGGGUACCGUUAAGGUUUUUAUCAACUUUCUCUGUCAAGUCAGAAUUUCUGCUUCAUGUAAAAAGAAGCGUUUAACUCAUCAUGUGACUCUUCUUCUGCACAAAAUGAAUGAUGGUGUUCAGCUGCUUCAAUCUACAGGUUGUUUUAAUGGAGAACAAUAAGGAAACUAAAAAUUAUGUUGGUAAAAAUCUGCUACUGCAAAUGAUGCAAGACAGGAAUGCUGGUGGAAAACUGCUAAAUGUGUUUUUAAUUUUUACUGACCAAUGCAGCUGAUUAUUUCUAACAAACAGCUGCACAAUAAAACUUUAAACUUCAUAUAUUCAAACAUGACAUUAUAUUGACGUGCAUGGUGGGCUGAUACAGUUAAAUAUGCUUACGGAAAAAACAUUUUCUUUUAGUUGAGAAUCUGUAUCGUUCGUAAAUAAUUGUCAGAAAACGAUUUAGUUAAGGGAGACGCUUCCUACAGCCAAUUUAAAUCAGAAACUCUGUCUGAACACAACCUGCUCCACAGCAUCAGUUACCAUGGAGACCUACCAGGUUAAACCUUCAUGGUACUAAAAACUUUCAGGUCAAUUUACCUCCUAGCCUGCUAAUCUCGUUUCAUAAUCCAGAACUCUGAUUUUAAGUUUGAUUUUUCUGUUUUACUGCAGACAGAUUAUAGAACUGAUUGGCUUGGUAUUUUGCACAGAGAAUAUUCAAUCAGUAACAAUUUUACUUUGAUUUAUAACAAAAACUAAAGUGAUUUCCACUCAUUUCUCAUUAUGGGACAGUGUCAGACCUGCUAGCAAAUGCGGUUCUUCAGUGUUAUGUUUAAAUGUAUGAAGUUUCAAGUAUAAGAACUCUAAUCUGUCACAUUAGUGUGCAGCAUAAAUAAAUUCCCCUACACGAUCAGCUCUUUCCUUGCAUCAUUUACAGCAGCAUAUGUAACAGUCAAACAUAUUUCAUUAUAGUCAACUUUUAAUAUUCUACAGUGUAUAAGAUCAGAUAUGGGGUCUUGUUGCUCCAGAGUAGAAAAUACAUUUUCCUAGAGUGUAAAACAACUCAUUUGACCAACAAAAAUGAGAGUCUGAAUUAUGUUUCUUCCUAUUUUCUUAGUGAAUUUCCAGCUCUAUGUAUAUUCUGCAAAAGCAAACAUAAACCUACAUCUUUGUGAGUUCCCAAACAGCAGCGAGUGAAAAAUAAAGCUGUCAGAAAAUAUGAAGUGCUGUUAGUAUGAAUGCUGGAUUCAUAUAAUGUCACAUUCUGUUUGUGAUUCUCCCUCUGGUCUCUCAAUCAGGUGGAAGGCUUUAAUAUUCUUCAUAGCUUUAUUCUAUAACAACCUGUUCCUCUUUGCUGAAGCAGCUGGCGUACAUCGAUCCAGUUAGUGCAGUAGAAAAGUUUUUUAAAAAAUGCAUUUAAUAAAACAUUUAAGAAUACGAAGGCCUGGUUAACAAAUAAAGUCGCAGCAGAAACAGAAAGAAAGCAUAAAAAUAUGUCAAACCUGCUCCAUAGUUCCCUCCUCACUCAUGUUAGCGUUUAGCAUUAGCAUAUUAACAUCGGUGCUCUUUGGGAUUUCUUCAUUCUUUGGACCUGUGAUAAAGAGGUGAAGUUUGUUUAGCCAAAAGAUAUCCCCUUAUCUGGUGUUUUCAUAACAGCGAUGGUCCUAAGGUCGCUGGUUUAUUAACACAGGAGAAUAAAUCUGUCUUUGAUUGGAGUUUAAUCUCUCUGACAACUGGUGAAUGUGAUUUCAAAUACUUUUUAAAAUUCUGAUUAAACCAUUGAGUCCACCUGAAUAAUUCAGAAUCGUACCUUUAAACUGCACUGUGUUUCUGUCUGAAGAGUUUAUUAUUAUUGUGCAAAAUCCUCAACAAAACUGUGAAUGGAAACAUAAAUAUCUAUCAAGUAGAAUUGUAUGAAUUUUGUGAUUAAAGUUUUCUGUUUUUUAAAUUUCUGACCCGGUGUGUCUUAUAAAUGCUCAUAUUAUUAUUGAUAAUAACAAAGAUAUGAAUGUGACGCCCAUAAAGAUGUCAUUUAUUUAUAUGUUUUUAACAACAAUAUGAUGGUGAUUAGUCUUUUAAACUAAUUAUUAAAAAACUACAAAACUACAUUUGGACAUCUGGAACACAUUACCAAAUAACAUUAACAGGAAAGCAGACUUAAAAACCUUUACAGCAAAAGUGAAGCAUUGGCUGAAAGAAAACCAAGAAUGACCCCACCUGUGAAAUCCACAAGGUCUGACUGAUUGUGUCAUUGUGUGGGUGGGUGUGGGUGGGUGGGGGUUACAGGUUUUUAAUGUUGUUUGUGCUGUUUUUAUUUGUGCUGUUGGUCCUUUGACCCCUUUUACUUAAAAGCCCAACCAGGGGCGGGAGUUGUAAAUUAGCUCUAUGCUACACACUCUGUAUGUAAUGCAGCGGUUCUAUGUGUCCCAUGAUAAUUGCAUGGUCCCUGAUUAAAUAAAUGAAUAAAAUAAAAAAGCCUAAAAAACA